Messenger RNA from Somion occarium, 767 nucleotides. The record is from the annotation of a GenBank genome assembly. Lineage: Eukaryota; Fungi; Basidiomycota; Agaricomycetes; Polyporales; Cerrenaceae.
AGAAUGGAAAGAGCUUGCCAAAGAGCAGGCUCUUGAGAGAAAUGAGCAGGCGGAGGCUUGUCGAGAGCAGUCGCAGACUUUCCGUUGCCAACUUUCGAUUUGCAGGAACCAGCAGGAACUCUAUUCGGCCCGAUGACUUCCGAUCAGGUAAUUUCUUCCCACCAUGUUCGCACGUUUUUAUCGCUCACCUCACAGAGAAUAUACCUCUCACACUUGCAGAUGCACCAUUCCAUGACCCACAGACGGAAUUCUCCUGUGUUCCUGCGAUGGUGUCGGCUUUCGUACCCAUUGGCUCUUAUUCAUGACAGCAUCAUCAGUGUUGAGUCGAAGGCAUACUGUCCCUGCCGCACUGGACCCUGCCCCGGCAACACAGUUGAUCAGGACGUUCCCGCUGUGUCUCCGGCGGAGAAGUCUGCCAUAGUUCAGAUCCUCCUGUCGUUCUGCCACCCAGGCGCGUUACCAUCCAAGUUUUUCCCUAUCCAGGAUGUGCUUCAAGUUGACGUUUUACGACGCGCGCAUUUCCUUCGAGCGUGUAAUUCAUUUGAACCGCUCUGGUUGUCAUCCAGGACCCGAGAAAUGAACGAUCACGAAUACUCACUCCGCGAUACGAAUAUGUACGGACAUAUCGGUCGGUUUCCAUUAGGCGAAUAGAAAGUUAGAAGCCGGAUCAAUGCCAGAGAAGCAUGAAGUGGGUGAUCAAUGAAGGUAGUGUAUAAACGAAUGUUGUAUGGUAGCAAGAAAAGAAUGAGACAGUGCAAGACUAUGCU